Colletotrichum truncatum is the source of this 294-nucleotide messenger RNA. The record is from RefSeq and is a predicted model, not a curated record. Lineage: Eukaryota; Fungi; Ascomycota; Sordariomycetes; Glomerellales; Glomerellaceae.
AUGGCCCACAUGAUCAAGACCUCGGCAAAUAUGAGGGUUUUGAGCGUGCGCCUGUUUACACUAACACCUCCGGCGAUUCAAGAGCCGCCAGACGUUUGGUUUUGCUACAUCAUAGCUAUAGAAAAUGCUGUUACCAAGAUGGAAAAGGAAAACGAGAAACAUCUCAAUGCCAUUGCGUUGCUACAUGACGAGCUGAAAUCCAAGGUGACUACGCUUGCUGUUGCCGUCGAAGACACCGCGGCCCUAACGCCAAUUUGGGAUGGAAUGACUGAGUGGGGCCAACAGGAGCAAUGA